Molecule: messenger RNA, 6333 nt
Organism: Gambusia affinis (western mosquitofish)
Lineage: Eukaryota; Metazoa; Chordata; Actinopteri; Cyprinodontiformes; Poeciliidae
Gene: znf106a
Product: zinc finger protein 106a
Cellular component (GO): cytosol; membrane
Molecular function (GO): SH3 domain binding; RNA binding
Source: RefSeq, a predicted model, not a curated record
GAGGAAAGUCGUAAUUUUUGAUGGUGUUCGUUGCUCCUACACAGACUGUGCUCUUGAACGCAUCACAUGUGGUUCGAAGGAGGAUGUUGUUAGCUUCUGGAGUAAACACACUAUUGCACACAUUUGGAGCAUAGAAAGUGAUGGGCUGAAAUCCACCUGCAUUCAAGAUGACGAGACACAGACAGUGCAUCCUGUGUGAAACCGUCUGCUCUUCCAAGCAGGAGAUGGACGAGCACAUGAGGAGCAUGCUUCACCACCGGGAGCUGGAGAAGCUUAAAGGCCGGGACUGCGGACACGAGUGCAGAGUGUGUAAGGUGAAGGUGGUGAGCCUGACCGAUUACGCCGGCCACAUCUCCAGCGCUACGCACAAACAAAACGUGGAGGCGGCGGACAAACAGCGGGCCGGAAACGACCACGACGAGGAAUACUUCGACCAGACUCUGGUGGACUUGAUCGAAAAGAGAAAAGAACAGAUCAGAAAAGAGAAGGAGGCUGCAGCUGCUAGGCUGGCGAAAGAAGAAGAACGGAAAAGAAAGGAAGAGUUUCAGCAGAGGGUAAACCAACUGAAGGAACGUUACCCCCUGGAGCGAAUGUGGCAGGCUCCUCCGCAGGGCUUCGGUGGACCCGGUCACCACAGGUCUUGGCACAGGAGCAGCUAUUAUGAUGGCAGCAGAGAGGAGGCCAGACACUGGCAUCAAAACCAACAGUGGAGGAGUGCCACGUGGCACGCUCAGGAACCCCCCCGUUUACAGAAAUGGGCAACUGUAGAGUUUCCCAAUAAUAGGGUGAAUAGCAACAGGACAUGGGGCAAUGGCGGCCAGCAAAAUCGACUGCCUUGGCUCAGCAAUGGAGGCAGCAGUAAUGGGCUUUAUGGUCACAACAACAUCGCCAGGUAUGCCCCAAGGGCUGGGCCCCACAGUUUCAUGGGGUGUAAUCCUGUAUGUACCAACGCACCAAAUUUUUUAGGCCAGACUUUUACUCGGUUUGAAGGCAAAGGAAACGUCAGAAAUGCUCAGCAGGACGCCAGGUUCCAAAAUGGAGAGGCAUCACUGGCCGACUCAGACUACCAUAGUAAAAACUCUAAGACACUCAGCAGCAAUCCAAAGCUAGACAAAGGCUGUCGCUGGUCACCGUACCCCGUUGCGUCCGGAUCCCACGUAGAGACCCACCAAAGUACGUCAGAGAAACACCAGAUGGCUUCAAAGCCUCGGAAACAGCCCCAAUGUGAGCGCGCACCUGUGGACCCAAGUCUGCAAAACGUGGAAGAGGACGGGAGGCAUUCGAUAAAACCCACAACCCAAACCCACCAUGUCGGUGACGGAAGCUGCAGCGGCACUAAAGCUAACGGUUCUCAGAGAGAUGGCGACCAAAACGGGGCGUCCGGUUUUUCUGGUGAGAAGGCAAAUAAACCACCACUGCAAGUAGAUCAGAAGAGUUCCUCAGUUUCUGCUCAACACAGCAAGACCUCCAGUCAAUCAAAACCAGGUGGGAAGCAAAGUGGGACCAAGGUGCCUGAUGGGUCCCUCACAUCAAGGCAGGAGAAGUGUCUUCCGGAGUCUUUUCGUUCAGUCCGGCAGAUUGGUUUUGAAAGAAAAGGCUCUUUGGAGAGAACACACAACCUUGGGGAGCAACAGAAUCAGGGGGAACCUUUAAAAGAGAGAAGUGCGAGUGAAAGUUCUGGUAAAGCGACAUCUCAGGAAAAAGCUCCGUCGGCUUCUGCAGAAGACGGCACGUUUGUCCAGUCUCUUCACGUGAGCACCUCUACCACAGAAGGAGUAGAGUCUGCUUCUACAGCCGAAAGGGACGAGGAGAACAGGAACAGAGUGGAGACGCAAAGCCCCACUGCGGUCCAGGCCGAGGCCAUGCAGGUUUCCGAGGCCGGGCAGAGCUCGGAGAGCAACGCCGGCAGAACCGGUGAGGCGCACGCCGCCUCGGGGUCGGACGCAACCGCUUUGUGCAAACUCGACCUCCCCCCUGUCCUAAAGCGGGACCUCACCAAGCACAUGAACUCCAAGAGCAAAGCAGCCGGUCACGAGCCAAACUUGAACAUCGCCAGGCGCGUGCGAAACCUAAGCGAGUCGAAGCGCAGCGACACGGAAAAGGAUUCUGGCCUCAAGCCGACCGUGAGGCAACUCAUCAACUUGGCGAGCGCACGCCGCUCUGUGAACUGGGAGCAGGUUUACCAAGAGGUCCGAAAGAAGCAGGACAAAGGGAAAGGCAUGCCAAGGUUUGGGAUUGAGAUGGUGCCACAUGAACAGGAGUCCCAGAGCCAGGAGGAGGACGGUCUACCCCUCAUUGAGGGCUUCCAGUGGGAGUCGCUGAUGGAAAUCACUUCCGAGAGCAAAUCCCGCAAACGCUCCUUGUCAGAAAGCAGUCUCGCACCUGCGGCGCCUCAUUCGUCAGUGUUCGGAUCCUCGAAAUCAGAGGAGACGGUGGAGAAGGAGGAGUCGGGGUCUACACUUCCUUCCGGUUCAGAAAAGCAGGAGCGUCAGCCGGAAGAGGAAGUGAAGAGCCAGAAGGACGAUCUACACUGCACAACGGCGAAGGUUCUCCAGCGAUUUGAUUUGACGCUGGGGGACAGCAGCUCCGGGGCGGAGCAGUACGACGGGACGGGCAAGCGGCGGCGUGCGGCCGGGGACUCUAAAGGAACAGGAUUGAUUUGUUUGGAGCGCGACAGUAAAAGAAGAAAAGUCAAAUCAAAAAGAGAGCGCUUGGAGAUCGACCAGCUGCUUGCAGUGUCUCUGCGGGAGGAGGAGCUGAGUCAGUCCCUGCAGAAUGUGGACGGCAACCUGAUCCAGGCCCGCGCGGCGCUGGAGGCGGCCUUCAUGGAGGUGCAGCGACUCAUGGUGGUUAAACAGCAAAUUACUGUGGAGAUGAGCUCACUGAGAAACAAACGGAUAGACUUGCUUAAAGGGAUGCAAGGUACUAUCGAGGAGGCUCCUGGGACCAACCCGAAAGAAAAACACUUGGAUUCCUUUGGAGCGGAGCCGCUUGAAUCGUCCUCCUGCGUCAAAUGUCCCCCAGCUCCUUCCACCGUCGUUUCCAGUCUGACUCGUGCCGCAGAGUGCGCCUCCCAUCCUUCCUCCAGCCUUCCUACGAACGUCGUCAUUAAGGAGGAGCCCCGGUCUCCGGUCUGCGUCAGCUCCGAACUGGACGCUGAUCACAGCGUAACCAACUGCGCUCACAGCACCACCCCGGACAACACAAACCCGUUGGGUGCUGCCUGCAGCUCGGGGUUGUCUCCUGACAGAAACCUUGACCCUCCAGACGGCAAGGGGAAGUUACCAGCACCGAUCGAAAAAUCUGAAAGGCCUUCGGAGGCUCCACAGAAAACCUCGGCGAAGCUCCCCGAUGGCGCCGACGUCCAGUGGGCGCAGCCCGCGGCGGCAUUUAACCUGCCCUUGUCUCCGUCUGAGCUGAGGAGCGGAAAGCGCGUGAGGAAGCUGAAGAAGAGGAAGGUGUUGAACAAGGCUCAGGGUGCGGAGCAGCUCCACAGCAGCGACACAGAGAUGGACGAAGAAGCGUCCAGGCCGCGGUGGCUGCGGCAGCGCAGGAGGCCGAGCGGCGGCUCCCAGGUCAGCACCUCCAGCCUGCCGACGGACGAGGGGAGCAGGAAAACACUCGGCACGCCGUGUUUGGCUGUAAAAACCGAAAAAGCGGAGUGGAAUUCUCCCGCAGAGAACUUUGAGGUCGCUGCAGCGGGUCAGCAGCCUCAGAAGGAUGCGUUCGUCCAAGCUCCGCCCCCUCCACCUGUGCUCCCGGAUCAGUGUAAAUCUGAGCAACGCAGCCUGGCGUGCAACGAGGUUUCCUCCACCAGUGACAUGGAUCUGUGCAAAUCCUCUGGGAGCGAUUUGCCUUUUUCCAUCACGUUGCCCAGGACCUCAUCAGACGCAUUCUCUGACCGCGCGGAGGACGGGGUCCCGACUGAAGGAACGUUCUCUGGCCACAAAGAGGCGGUGAAUGCCCUCCAGAUCCACAACGGGCUGCUGUACACGUGCUCCGGAGACCGGACCGUCCAGGCCUUCGACCUGGUGAGCCAUAAAUGCGUAGCUGUGUUUGAGGGCCACAGCUCCAAAGUGACCUGCCUGCUGGUGUCCGCGGCUCCAUCCCUGCACCAUCGCCUUUACUCCGGCUCCAGUGACCAGACCAUCCGCUGCUACAGACUCAAGACGCGAAAAUUUGAGCAACAGUUUGCUUUGUCCGACCGAGUCCUCUGCCUUCACAGCCGGUGGGAGACUUUAUACGCCGGUCUGGCUAACGGUACCGUGGUGACCUUUAACCUUAAGACAAACAAGCAGAUGGGCGUGUUAAAAGUACGCGAGCAUGGCGCCGUCAGCUGUCUGGCCUCGUCGCAGGAAGGGGCCCGGAGGAUCCUGCUGGUCGGCUCCUACGACAACACGAUCAGCGUGAGGGCGGCCCACGACGGACUGCUGCUGCGCACGCUGAAGGGCCACACCAAGAGCGUUCUCUGCAUGAAGGUGGUGAAUGAUCUGGUGAUUAGUGGAUCCAGUGAUCACUCUGUGUAUGCUCACAACAUCCAUACAGGGGAGCUUGUGCGCGCAUUUAAGGGUCACAGCCACGCUGUUACCGUGGUGACCGUUCUUGGGAAAGUGAUGGUCACGGCCUGCCUGGACAAAGUGGUCAGAGUUUACGACCUGCAGUCUCAGGACCAGCUGCAGGUCUAUGGUGGAUACAGUGAUAUGGUGUUGUGCAUGGCCAUCCAUAAGAACAUGAUCUACACAGGAUGUUACGACGGCAGCACAAAGGCCGUGAAGCUGAACCUGACGCAGAACCACCGUUGCUGGUGGCACGGCUGCCCGCUGGUGUUCGGGAUGAUGCAGCAUCUCCAGCAGCACCUGAUCAACAACCACACCAGCGGCAACUUCCAGACCUUUAAGUGCCGCUGGAAAAACUGUGAAGAGUUCUUCAGUGUACGCAGCAGCUCCAAGCAGAUGGUGACGGUGCACAUGCAGAAACAUGCUGAGGAAGAGGCUGCAGCGAAGCCGUAAGGGGCCGGUGGUGGGAGCGUAUUUUCACUAUUAGCCCCCCUCUCCCUCUCUUCCCAUCUCAUCUUAACCCCUCCCUCAUUCAACCUCCCAUAUUGGGCGGGGUAUUUGUUCCCGGGACCCUCUACGCCUGACGGCGCUCCCUCGGAGCCCGACGAGCGUUUGACGACUCCAACCUUUAUGUCCGGCGUUUGAAUCCAACCCGGGGUUCUGCCGCGAAAAGGAAGGGCGGGUUGUGUUGUUUUUAAAAUACAUUCUCAGAAACACUCCUUCCUGUCCUUUUGUUCGACUGUUACUGACCAAAGCGAGAGAAAGAAACACAAAACUUUUUUAUUAGUAUUAUUAUUAUUAUUAUUAUUAUUAUUAUUAUUAUUAUUAUUAUUAUUGUUAAUGAAGAAACUCCAGCGGUGCCCAGGUCUGUGGGAUCUGUUACACGUUUUUUUUUUUUUUUCUGCAACUUUAACAAAAAAAUUUAGAAUUAUCACUUAGAUCCACUGUAAUGCAGCAUGGUUUGAGAUGUUUUUAUAAGUGUGCAGUUGUGAUGUGUUACAUCGAGCGACGUGAAGUUACUUUUUUUUCUUUAUAUUAAGUUGCCGUAAGCUCAGAUUUACGACAGGACUGAGUGUGUUGUUACUGUGUAAUCCCCUCGGCCGUAUCCAAGAGUGUGGUUGGAGUUGAUCAAGAAGUUUUUGUUUGCUACAGUGACUUUUUUUUAUUAUUAUUAUUAUUUGUUUCUCACCCGGCUGUCCCAACGACCGUCUGAUUUGAGAACCAAGACACGAAUGCGGUGGCGUUUCCUACUGUACGUUUUAAUCUGCGUGGAGUUACUCCUUGAUUUUUUUCUUUUGAAGGAACGUGUUAAAUCACACUGUUACGUGAACCUUGUUUAUCAAGAGUGAAGUGAGGUUGUGUUUUAUGUUUUUUUUUGUUUUGUUUUGUUUUUUUUUAUUUUGGUUUUGAAUCGGAGCAUUGAGCAGAAGGCAGUGGAGCUUUAUUUUCCACACCGGUGGUAGUUUUCUCAUGGAGUGUGGAUGUGAAAGGGUGUUGAGAGGAGGUGUUGGACGAAAGAACAAAGAAUAAAGUUUCAUCUCACAUGCCAAAUAGCCAAGUAACCGAUAGCAUAAAUCUGCAUUUUUAAAGGCAGUUUCCACCCAUUUUUACCAGCACGAUGUUCUAUUUAUAUAAGUGUUCAGUUCACCUCUUACCUGGCAUUCCCGAGUUUCUUCAAGUAUUUUCAUUUGUUAUCAAAGUUCUGGAAAACUUUUUUUUUCUCUUUUCAAAGAAGUGCAAUCUAAGAUGUUAAUAAAAAUGUGCAACAUAAAAAAAA